Paramuricea clavata is the source of this 12453-nucleotide messenger RNA. Lineage: Eukaryota; Metazoa; Cnidaria; Anthozoa; Malacalcyonacea; Plexauridae. The record is from the annotation of a GenBank genome assembly.
AGCCAGUCGCUGCCUGUGCAAUGCCUGUGAUGAAAGGUUCAAGGAUUAAAACAGACUCGGAGAUGACUAGGAAGGCCAGGUAUAGAUCGGAAAAAAAUAUAAAAUUAAUAACCUCGAACAAAUCCGAACGCAUUCCGAAUUACCGCUUAACGCUCCAUUUAUGUAUUGUGAAAUGGUAAGACAAUAUUACUUGAAAAAAUUAUACAAUUAUUAUAUGCCAAUUACAUGUCAAUAUUUUUAUUAUAUAUAUGAGCAAUCAUGGAAUCAUGCAUAUCGUUUCUUUCGGGUAAUUUGAUAAUGCAAUCCGCAAUCAAUGUAGCUGGCAUGCAAGGAGCAUGUUGGUAUUAAAACUGUUUACGAUUUUCAUAUAUGAAUUAUAUACUGAAUAUCGUAACCAUACUCGUUUAUAUCAACUCUGCAUCGAACAAUACUAGGGCCAAAAAAUAUGUGGGUUUCCCAUUUUUUCAUGUAAAAAUUUAGGUAGGGUAGGUCGGUUUUUAACCUUUUUUUUAAACUUUUUUUUUUAAUUUUCUUAACAACCGGACGCCAUGUUUAUUUAGUCAGUGCUUCCACAUCCAAAGAUAGAUUUCCCUAAUAUAGACCUUUUUAAAAAGUCUGCCUUGUGACGUAGUUUGCGGAUAAAUAUGAUCAUUUGGCCAAUCACGCAAGCCAAAUGGCUGUGCGGGUUUUUCCUUUAUCCGCAAACUCUACGUCACACUACGAUAGGAUGAAAUGUUUUCGAGUAAAGGAUUCCAAACCGCGUAUCAGCGUUAUAAAAUUUCUAUCGGUUUGAAACACUUUCAAUACUGAUGACGUCAAAUGGAAAAAGACUUAAUGCGUUAUGCGAUGUCCUAUGCACAGGACAAUAGGCAAUUCCAGCUUUUAGUUUAUGCCUGCAGGGGAUGAUGGGAAGUAAGAUAUCAUAGUGCUGAUUAUGCUGAAAAUUUUCAAUAAAAACUGCCGAAACAACCGAAAUAUUUCAAUAUUUACAAGUAUAAGCUAUCACUCCGUGUUUACACGGCCACCAUUUUUAUUUUUUCAGCAUAAUCAGCAAUGUGAUACCUUACUUCCCAUCGUCCCUGCACGCAUAAACUAAAAGCUGGAAUUGCCUAUUUUAUGGACAAUUCGCAAUGCAAAUGAUGUUAUACCUUUUGGUAUACAUUUCAUCGAUGUUAAAGUACGAUUUACUAAACUAGUUUUAUCCUUUUAUCCAUGUUUUCUGAGUUUUCAAAACGUAGAAUCAUAUGUUUCAAAAUCUUGUGUUUUGUCGUACGUUUUGAAGAUUACUAUACAAACUGACACAAACACAGUUUUUAAUCCACUCCCCCCUCGGCAAUCUCUCGUCCGUGUUGACAAAAAACAUCACUUGCUUAAGCUCCCUAAUAUUAUAUACCGUAUGCUUGAAAAUGGUAAAGAUUGUACGACUUCAUUCUCAUCACAUAUACAUUGCAGGGAAGGAGUGAUGGAAUUCCUGCUUAUGAAUCACCCACUGGAUUGUCCUAUAUGUGAUCAAGGAGGAGAGUGUGAUUUACAGGUAUAUACCGGUAGUUGACUGUUACCAAUUUAUUUAUAAUGGCCCAGCCUCUUCUCCAGGCUCCAUUUCGGAUUCGUGCGUAUUCCGUUGCACUGCACUGUGCACAUUGUCGACCUCUAAUUCCACGCAUGUUUCACGCACGAACUUCACGCACGAGCUCCAUGCACGAAGUAACAAACUUUAAUCAAGAGAACGAACCUGAUAGUAGUUUCUGAGAAGGUACUGCACUGUGCAUCAGAUGAAUAUUACGUGCAGGUGAAACAACCCGUGAGAUUUAUUAGUUCAGAUUUAUUUAAAGGAACAACUGAAUGUAAAGGGUAUAUGGGAUAUGUCACUAUAUACUGUGUGUUUUAUAGGAUCAGUCUAUGGCAUUUGGAAGUGACAGGAGUCGUUUCGUGGAUAAUGAUUUCUCUGGGAAAAGGUAUAUGAGCGUACCUGCAAUAAUGAGUUUGUGUGACAUAUAAUAGACUGUUUAAAUAGCGCUACUGAAAUAAUAACAGUAUAAUGUUGUCGAGUUGUAAUCAAUGUUUUUAAGAUAUAAAACACAAACCCACGAUUACUGCACUGUGUCAUAACACAUGUAUUUAUUUGAUAUUGCGUAGCAGAUGACACAACUACUGUACAAGGCAUAUUUUAACAUAAAUGCCAUGAUUGCUGGGUUUGGUGGAUAGUCCAAGUUAGAAUAUACAGACGAGUGUAUAUUAUAUAAAUAUAAAUCUAUAUAUACGUGAACUUGCAUUUACAGCUCGACAGUUACUCGCCUCUGUAGCUCAGUUUGUUAGAGCGUUGCACUGGAAUCGCGGGGCUGCAGGUUCGACUCUGGCCAUAGGACCUAGUGUUGCAUUCAAGUGAACUACAAAAUAUUUUCAUAUAAACUGGGGCCAUUUGGCACCGCUGGCCCCACUAGUUAGUGGCUCAGACUGGGCGCUAAUCUUACGCUGAGUUACCUAAAUCUUACUCUGCGGAGCCCACACUGUGACUGGGCACUAAUCUUGAUCCCCCCCUCUCCUUCCCCACUGUAAAAUAUUUAAAAUAUGCCACUGUAGUAUUUUCACAAUCCUUAUACCCUUCCUUUAUUAAUUAUAAAUUUAGUUUGGUAUACGUUUAAAAAUAAUGUUCUCAUUUCCAAUUUGUUAUAAUUCGUUAAUUUCUUUCAAUUUAGGGCCGUUGAAGAUAAAAACAUCGGACCUCUAGUUAAAACCAUUAUGACAAGAUGUAUUCACUGUACAAGAUGUAUUAGGUACAGUACAUGCUCUUACUGUGUUUAACAGGCGUAACCUCUAGCGAAGGCGUUGUAGUUUGUUCCUAAAGGCUCUGUCACACUAUUGCGUAUGAGAAAAGCGUAUGCGAAGCGUAUGAAAAUUAAUUAAAUAAUUUUCAUACGCACAAAAAUCCUUUGAAAUGCCAACGUAUGAGUACCGUACAUCUGGCGUGCCUUGAGUACCGUACAUCUGGCGUGCCUCUAGCGUAUUCAGCGUGUGCCGAUACGCACAAAAUGUUUGAGCAUGCUUAAAAAUUUUUUUCUGCCUCGCCGUAUGACAGCGUAUGCCACCGUACGCGACCGUGCUUAAAACGUAUACAACCUGUGCCUAACAUACCAGCGUAUGAGUGAUAUUUUUCAUACGCGCCAAUACGCUAGUACGAUACGCAAUAGUGUGACAGGGCCUUAAGAUUUUCAAGUAGCGAGAGUGUUUGGAGCAGUAUAGUUGUAUACCUACAGCGAAGAACAGUAUGUUUCCCCUAGCAAGUUAUAGUUGAUUACUUUUUUCGCUAAUAAAAUUCAGUGACAAGGCCUGGUGUUGUCGGCUGGAGGCCAGAGUUCUGCCGGUGCUUUCUCCCAGCUCCGCCUGGAACAGGGGUGGAACAAAUAGGCGAGCACGCGAGUACUGCUCGCAGGAAAUGUUAAACAGCUGCAGGAAAUUGAUUUGAAUGAAGAUUUGAUCUUGAAAAUUUGAAGGAAACCUGAACACCCAUGUUCCACUAUGGGCGCAAUAACAUAUGGUCGACAGACAUUAUUUCUUGAAUUUAAAACCAUGGUCAGCUAGAACACUAUAUGCUUAUGCACAUGCAGAUUUAGCAUUUGUCUCCAGGUUGUGCUUCCAGGAAAAAAAUCUUUUUUUCCUGCUCUGGGCUGGAAUGUGAGAAUGACAGGAAAUGUAACAAUUUCGUAGAAUUGGCGUUGGUUACAACAGAUGGCGACAUUGAAUUGUGAAGUCGUAUCAGUUGUGUCAGACCAUUUCGCCAUUUUCGGCUACUGCAAACGACCAAAUUACAAUAAAUCAUUAUGUCGACGUUUACACUAUACCGGAUAGCCAUCCGUGGCGGUGCGACAAAGCACCUAUCCGAUGCGGAAUUUCAGAAGCUGAGCGAAACAACAUCUCUCCGUUGCAAUAAUUCAUCUGAAAAUAGCUUUCCUAAUAGGUAGGGAUAUGAGUUUUUUUUAUGUGGCUAUGGAAAGCUAUCUGGCACAAGUGCAAACGUAGUCUAUGUCUCAGUCUGUGUUAUCUGUCACAGAUAAAGUUGUACAUCGCAAACGUCAUGCUUUGAUACGCUGCAUAACGCCACUUUACAUUUAUUGGGAAAAAAAUUGGGCUGAAUGACAUCCGCCAUAUCCGGUUAUAGACUUUAUCCUCUGUGUUGUGAACCAACGCAACCGCAACCAGAGACUUAGCUGUAAAGCAGCCGGUGCCAGAGCAGAAAAACCGAAGUUUGCACAGCUAUAUAUAUAUAUAUAUAUAUAUAUAUAUAUAUAUAUAUAUAUAUAUAUAUAUAUAUAUAUAUAUAUAUAUAUAUAUAUAUAUAUAUAUAUAUAUAUAUAUAUAUAGGUUAUCAUUUAAGGGAUGAGGUGAGAUCAGUUUUAUCGCUCGAGGGAUGAUAUCACAAUUGUCAAUUGUGAUAUAGUCCUCAGAGCAAUAAAACUGAUAUCACCGAAUCCCGAGCACAAGAACCUAUUUAUUAUAUACUUGUACCUUUAUCAGGGUUUGACACCCAAAAGUAAACAGUUUUGAAAAAAUAGGAUCAUUUUAGAAUUCAAAAAAAUUGAUCAUUUACUGAACAAAUAUGAUUUUAGAAAAUAAAUAGACCAUUCAUAUAAAUAAUAUACAAUUUAAGUCUUUCGUUUUGUAUUAUCGUUCUUGUUUCCUUCGAUAAAACUGUCGACAUCAACCAACACGAACCUCGAGUCGGCCAUCUUUGUUUUGACAAGGCGCGAAAUUUAGCGGGACAAAAAACGAUAUCCGGGACAAAAAACGAUAUCCGGGACAAAAAACGAUAUCCGGGACAAAAAACGAUAUCCGGGACGAUAUCGUUUUUAUGUCCCGCUGCUUCCUACCUGAUAAAGGUACAAGUAUGUGAUAUAUAUAUAUAUAUAUAUAUAUAUAUAUAUAUAUAUAUAUAUAUAUAUAUAUAUAUAUAUAUAUAUAUAUAUAUAUAUAUAUAUAUAUAUGCCACCGCCAAGGGUUCCGCUUUUUGAGUUUGAUAUUCAGUUAGAUGUGGGUGUUGAUUUUAAUACUUAGCAGUAGCAUAGAAGCGAAAUAGUUUUCCACACAUUUUUGAAACCGUUUAUAUGGCUGUGCAGUGUAUACAUUUCACUUGACAAGUUCAGGGUGAGAUAAUUCAAAACUGUUAGCUGUACCUGAAAUUGGGAAAUUUAUUUUAGCCUGAAGUCGGGCAUUUCUUUGUGGGUCUGGGGGCAUGCGGUUACCCCCUCUCGAUUUUUACAAUUUUUGUGUCUUUGAAAUGGCAUUUCCCGCAUUUUGGGAGUAAUUUUGAGGAAACGUAGUUAUAAACAUGUUUUUAAUGGCGUAUUAACAACAUUGAAUUUCUAUAACUAUUUUUUGGCUGACCCGAAUUGGGAAAUUGCGACCUCAAGGUAAUUGGGAAAACCAUAGGGAAAACCUACUGUACCUGUAGCUAACACCCUGUAAACUUAAGACUCCUUAAGAAUUUUUAAAGAAACUAUCGGCUGGAAAUGUACUUUGUAUCGAGUAAUGAGCUUUGAAAUUGUUUUGUCUAGAUUUGCAAGUGAAGUUGCUGGUGUUGACGAGUUAGGCACGACUGGACGUGGUGGAGACAUGCAAGUUGGAACGUACAUUGAAAAGAUGUUCAAAUCUGAGAUGUCUGGCAAUGUUAUAGGUAUAUUGCUUAUGAACAAUCGACUCUUUCACAGUCAUCACGUUUCAAAUUUAUUCUCCUUACUUAUUAUCGUUCUUGUGUAAUAGUAGCACUGCAAUACUUAUUGAGUGCUAGCUUUAACAGGGGUGGAUCUAGCCUCACCUGCAAGGAGGGGUGCAGGUUUUCCAGGCCUAGAAAAUACAUUUCCCUUCAUGGCAGCAAAAUCGAAAAAUAAAAGUUUCCUAACUGUGUAAGUCAAUAGGACUUCCUGCAUCGUAGAUUUCGGAGAACGGAUGGUGCGCACAUGCGAUAAACUUCAAUCUUAGUGAACUUUUAAAACAAUAAGUAAAUUAUAUGGCAUUCCAGUGUUGACACGAUUUCCCUGCAAGAUGUAAGAAAAUUUCCGGGAAGAUAUUUUGUUCAAAAUUUUUGUGGUAGCGGUGCUGCUGGUGCUGCCUGACAUUUUCCAGCUCUGAGAAAACCAUGGGGUGGUGCACAUGGGAGCCUUGCCCACUCUCCUCUGCAAUCUGCAACUCUACCAUCCCAACAUUAAUUUUAUUUGAGAUGGCCGAACCUGCAUGUUCGCCGUUCUGUUACGUUUUACAUGUGCAUUACGUUUUGUUGAUAAAGUUUAUAUCGGCUAUUUUGUCACACGCAUGCAUGCGUGACUGGACAGUUGCUGUACACACAUAAAAAUCUCACAACUUGUCAACAAGAUGUGUUCGCAACAGGCUUGCAGCAAGCUUAUCAACAAGUUGUAACAAUGCUAUUAUUUUAUCAAGUUGCUACAAGCUUGUCACUCACAACUUGUUGACAAAUUGUUGAAUUUCAGGAAGAUAACAAAUUGUUGGAACAACUUGUAACAAGUCUGUUGAGUUCAACAACCUUGUAGCAAGUUGUCAACAAGCCGUUGACAACUUGUCAACAAGCUGGGAACAAGCAGUGCGAACACAUCCUGUUAACAAGUUGUUGGAACAGCAUUGCUACAAGUCUGUUGCAGGUUUGUUACAACUUGUACGUUUUUACGUUUGUAGCACAGCACAGUAAAUUUACUUGUUAAAGUACAGUAUGUUUGAAAAUACGGCUGUAUAACAACCUCGACACAUAUUUAACAAUGAUAUAUUUGACUAAAGUAUUCUGAGUGUUUUAUCAUGAACUCACAAAUGAACUAAAUCGUUUCAAGAAAUCGUCACGCACUAACAGUAGAAGUUCCACUAAUCGGUAUUCGAAAAGCAGAAUAUAUAUGGUCAACAGGGUUCAUACAAAACUUGAAAUCCUUGAAAGUCCUUGAAUUUGGAAACAAAAAUCCAAGACCUUGAAAGACCUUGAGUUUAUAUAGAAGUGCUUGAAAGUCCUUAAAUUGUUCUUGCUUUAGUGGAUAUUUCUGAAAUUGUUUGGCAUUAAGAAUAGGACAUUUUGUAAAUUGAUUUUGUUCAUAUCUUACAAAGGCCGAAGUUGUUUAAAAUUCAUUAAAGUUGCCGUUUGAACAGUUCAACUUACGUCACUUUUUACUGAUUUCUAACGCCUUCUUUUCUGCCCUUUAGUCCUUGAAUUUUCUGAUACUGUACAUGGCCUCGAAAGUCCUUGAAAAGUCUUUUAAUUCUUUCUGACCAGUACGAACCUGGGUAAAGCAGUUUUUAGGGUGCAUGGUGCUGGACUUCUCGGGAGGGGAGGGGGGGAUCCCUGCGAGACAAAUCACUCACAGAAUUGGUAAUGUGAACCAGGCUUUAGCGAAUGAAUGAGCCAACCCUCUCCCGUCCCUUCUUUGUAUUUUAUCACGGCGCACGUAGCUGGGGUGAACACCUUAGUAUGCGUCCUGUUCACUUGGCGGCAUCUGGUGUUUCGCAUUUUAACAUCAACACGUGAAUAUUUCGUAUUAUAUAGAUCUUUGUCCUGUUGGAGCUUUAACGUCCAAACCAUACGCGUUUGCAGCCAGACCAUGGGAAACGAGGUACGCUUGAAUGCAUUGUAGUUAUAGAACAUUUAACAAUUAGAUGAGCUGAUUGUGUCAUCAUCUACCUAUAAUAUUCAGGCUCGUGGUUCGUUGAUUAUAACAGUGAAAGACAAUAAAACUAUAGAAAUGUCUUUCUAAGAACGAGUCACAAACAAUGAUCAUUUUUGUUUCUGAAAGCCAAUCACAAAACAUGAGCAUUUUAGGUAGGUCGUUACCCAACUGAUUGAGUGUAGCUCAAACUCAACUCUGCAAAAACAUCUGCUGUGAUAACGGCUUGUGUAUGGAAGACAUAUACCAUUUGUCAACGGCAGUGGGAAAACGCCCCCCCCCCCCUCCCUUUCUAAUAAUUUCUGAAAGUCUUUGACUGGUGGAUGAAUAAAUGUGCACUGUAACAAAGCUAUACAAGUACAGUAUAUGAUAAUUUUACAACAAACAUGAAAGCAUUAGUCGGCUAUAAAUUAUGCAACUUUGCAUGAAAUUUAGGGCAGAAAAGUUUAAUUUCCAGCAAUAAACGGGUGGCAUUGUGAUAGAGGGUAACCCAAAUUCGCCCCCGCCCACCAUUUCGCGAAGUGCCCGGCAUGUCUAUCCUUGUUUGUCAUGCCAUGUGAAAAUUUAUUUUCUGUAGGAAAACCGAGUCAAUUGAUGUUCUCGAUGCGGUUGGAAGUAACAUCGUCGUGAGUACGCGAUCUGGAGAGGUGAUGAGAAUACUGCCUAGGAUGAACGAGGUAACGCGUAUGUAAAUAUUAUCUAUUAAGUACAAUUUGGGUAAUCAUUGGAAGAAAUACAGUACUGAUAAAACACUCCUACGCGUGCUUUAAAUAGUACAUAAUGCACUGUCUUGGUUUUUCACUUUUUUCUUGCUUUGUGUCCGCUUUCUUGGCAAGACAAUGUGGAGAAGAAUCAUAGAGGUCCGUUUGAAUUCAAAAUGUAUUAGAAAACGAGAGAGAAAAGACCGGAAAUCAAAUGCAAGAGUAGCCAACAAGAGACAACGGGACAUAAAUAGGCUGUUUUUGAGUCUGAAAAAAAUUGAAUUGAAAAAAAACUAAACUGAAAAAAAACUUCGAAAAUCUACAGGAAUACACAAAAUGCACCAGAAAAAAGGACCUUUAAUGUUUCAAAUAUAAACUGCUUGACAUAUCUUAAUUAUCUUCGGCGAAACACGAAAAAUAUAGGGAUAGUAUCAGCAAAUUAAAACAGAACAUUGAGAACAACUCGACGAAAACCUCGGAUUCUACGAUUUCAUGCCAAAUCCGGUUUGUAAGAUGCAACAAAACAACAGCAAAUUAGUCUCCUUAUCAGGGUGGAUUUCCAGUUUAUUAAAUUUAUUUUCCAAAAUUUAUAAUGUUCUUAACUUUUUGUUCCUUCGCCGGCCUGAUAAUUCAAGCUCGUUGCUAACCGAUGAGAAAAAGCAUGCGCGUGAUGUCACUGAUUACAUGUUAGGAGAAUUCCAAAAUUGAACAUUUUCUCGUGUUCUCCCAACAUUCCCUCCUUUUUUGUCUCGGGUGUUUUGCAUGUUUGUGAUGUUGUCUCUGAGUGUGCCCACACCGGGUAACCUGAAAAGUCGGUAGAGCAUUGGACUAGCAAGCCAAAUGUCGCUGAAAUCAGCUUUGGAAUAAAGAAGAAACUUCCAGCCACCCGAGGUGCGUCCAAUCCCGGACUCACCGAACCUGCAAGUACGUUUGGUUUUUAUCCUAUACACCGAGCCAUACACAUAUUUGUAGCUCUUCGCGAUAUAUUCGUCGAUGUUUUGUCAACAUUUUUCCGGCCAAAAAAAUCACUGGGCUGUUAAUACUUCUUUAUCUACGUCUAGAUUACCUUUAUUGCAUUUUUUUCUUUGGUUUUUCUUCAGUCUCAGUAGGUUAGUCACCGAAAAAAGUUCUUUAAAGUUUAGUUUAUCGGCUAAAUCUUGUCCGCCAUUGUUAUUGUUUAUAUUGCAACGUGAGCAGUUUCGCAGGUGAGUUCGGCGAAAAGCAGGUGAGUUCGGGCAAAAAGCAGGUGAGCUCGACGACAAGCUCACCUGCUCUAAACCAAUCAGAAAGCCGCUUUUAACACAGGUAUGGGAUAAGAUUCCUACCGCAGUCAAGUAAACUUUUCAGCUUGCCCGGUAUGGACACACUGCAGGAGACAACAUCACAAACAUUUUCCAUAAAAGAACGCGGCUCGUUUUAUAUUUCCUAAAUACAUGUUGAUUUAAUUCUAGGAUAUCAAUGAAGAAUGGAUCUCUGAUAAGACCAGGUAAGUUACAAUGCGUGUUUAUAUGGCUUCGAUAUUAUAUACCGUCCCAACGGUUGGGUACGAUUAGGUUUGUAUAACAUUACCUACGACUGGAAUAAUUAGAAUAUGCAUGUCAAAGAAUUCAACUGUUCAAUCACCAUUUGAAUGUGCAGAAGUUGCUCAAGCAACAAUUAGUUUCCUCAUGGUUGAUUCGCUUUAAGUUAGAAAAUAUAUUCCCUUACCUUUCUUUAUUUUACUUUAUACAAAGAAGACAAAAUACGGUAGUGCAAAAAACAGAUAUUUAAUGACAGUUCUAUAAUUGUGGCUAUGAGUGAAACACAAAUAAUGAUUGAAGCUAGAAAUUCCGAAUUGACUUAUUUGGUACCGUAUUUAAGAUACAGGAUUUUAUAGAUUACCUUCCGGAAACAGGUGGGCAAUUUGUCUGAGCAUGCACGCAGAAAAUCAAUAUGGCGACAUAUAUUAGGAGUGUUUCGUGGAUUUAUCUGGUUUUAAAGCUGAUAAAACAACAUUUUAAUGAACGAAAACUUUGUAAUAUUUAGUGGAAAACAUUCUAUUAUUACAAAAAACAAGUUUGAAAACGGGAUCUAGUCCUCCAGCUUGAUCCAGUCCUUCAAUUUUCUGUGAUUUACAUAACACUAUAGUUAUAUAUAUAAUUUAAGGGCCAAUCAGUAUUGUUCAAGACAUAUUUUCCUUCCAGAACACCUUUUCAAAAUACUAACACAAGCAUGUCAAAAAUAGUGUACAUUUACAAGGGCAAUCUCAACCCUUUGACACAUUUUUCCCAUGAAUGAUUUUAAUUCUAAUAUAAAGACUAUAUAGAUAAAAUCUGCUGUGUUGGUGUAAUGUACUCAGGUGAAUAAGAUGUUUGUGUGAUGUUACUCUGAAUGUAUAUCCACACCGGGCAGGCUUGAAAAAUAUGCCUGGCCACGGUGGGAUUCGAACCUACGACCUUUGGAAUACUAGCCAAAACAUAACACACAAACACCACUAUAGAUACAAAUUUGAUUUAAAGCCAGUUUCAAGUUCUUAUUUCUUAACAUCUGUUUUAAUCCAACUAGCUCUGUAGGCACGAGCAAAAUUUAGUGUUGAUGUAAAUAUCCACUUUGUUCAUGUUUCCCCAGUGAAAAUAUAGUCUAUUCCAAAGCUGAUUUCGACGUACUAUAGCUUUUCAGAAACCGUUGGCCUUCCUCAGUAAGAUAAUCAACUGUUUCACAAACGUAUUUGAUAGUAAACAGCUAAAAUAUUCUCCGAAAGUCUAUAUUUUUGCUCUUCGACGCUAAAAUGGAAACUCAAUAAGAAAUGAGUUGCUAUUUUUGGUCAGCGUCGACAAAUUGCCUACCUGUUCCUUCCGGACAGAAUGUUGGGACAGCAAGUGUUGUUCUACUGGGAAGAACUACAGCCAAUUGCAAUUGACCGUGAGGCAUGCAUAAAUUAAACAUUUGUCACUAGGGGCGAACUUCAUUGUUGCUAAGGUAAAAUGUCCUCUACCAAUGACUGAUGUUAUUUACGUUGUAAGGCAAAAUGAAAUUCACAAUUUAAAUAUGUUUGAAGCGAAACCAGGAUUAUUCAUAAUAAAUUUGUUGACGUUCUCUGGUUUUCAAUAUUUAUUUAUUUAUUUAUUUAUUACGAUCUUUCGACUGUUAGUCUGCAGUCUUUAUCUGUUAAAGACUGCAGACUGGCAGUCGAAAGCUCGUAAUAAAUAAAUAAAUAAAUAAAUAAAUAAAUAAAUAAAACCAGAGAACGUCUAGUACAAACUUAUUAUGAAAUGCACAAUGAUUCCCCGGGAUAACCCGAACAGGAUUUGUUCACGUGCUUUCAAGCUACUUACUUUAGAUUAUAAAGUAGAGUACGGAGAAACAUUGUGAAUUUCAUUUUACAGUACAACGUAAACAACCUCGCAUUCUCAUUGGUAGAGAAAAGUUUUACCUUAGCGACAAUGAAGUUCGCCCCAAGUAACGUCAACCUUCAUCCAAUAAACAACCAGUUUGAAACAAUGAACAGAUGUUUAAUUCAUGUUCAAUGCCUCACGUUCAAUUGCAAAUAGCUGUAUAUUGUUGCUGCUAUUUCAAUUAAGGUUGUCCCCCGAGCAAAGCGGAAUAGUCGAAUACGAGCGCGAAAGGCUGCUGGGAAUCGCUAAUAAAUUCAUUCAUUUAUUAGCGAUUCCCAGCAGCGUUUCGCGCUCGUAUUCGACUUUUCCGCUUUGCUCAGGGGACAACCUUAAUUGAAAUAGCUGUAUGUCCAAAUUAGGGAAAUGUACUGCAGUUGAAGUACUGUUUAAAACCGCAGUCAGUGAUUACCUGGUUAGUAAUAAAUUACUGAAACGGCAGUUCUAUUGCUUUCUCAUGCAGGUUUGCCUAUGAUGGUUUAAAACGCCAACGUUUGACAACGCCAAUGGUGAAAGACGAUAGUGGAAAUUUAACUUCAUGUUCUUGGGAAGAUGUGUUGUUGUCUGUGUCUCAAAAACUUCAAAGUUUAAAGGGUGAGGAGAUGGCAGCAGUUGUUGGUGGUCUGGCUGAUGCAGAAUCUUUGGUCGCCUUGAAAGAUUUCUUCAACAGAUAUGAUAGUGAAGCAUUACAUACGGAAGAAAGCUUCCCUAUGGAUGGCUCAGGGUAAGUGC